Salvia hispanica is the source of this 2896-nucleotide messenger RNA. RefSeq names its product oxysterol-binding protein-related protein 1C-like. Lineage: Eukaryota; Viridiplantae; Streptophyta; Magnoliopsida; Lamiales; Lamiaceae. Gene Ontology annotation, cellular component: cytosol; membrane. The record is from RefSeq and is a predicted model, not a curated record. Gene Ontology annotation, molecular function: sterol binding.
AACAAAGACUGCUUCCCCACCCCACCCUACCCUGAGCUCCAAGUCAUCACCUUCACCGGAAAACUCUCCGCGUAGCUCCUAACUUCUCUCCCCCAAAUUCAAUAUCAAUCACCUCUCCUCUCUCUCCACCUCUAAAUUCUCCCUAACAAAAUUCAUUUCUAUUCUUUUUCCUCCCCCAAUUUUUUCAAAACCAACAAAAAUGCGCCGAGAAUUGAUCCCACCAUCCAACCCCUAAAUCAUGUCCAAUUCCGCAAUGCAUCCUUGCUGCUGCGUCUCCUCAAUGGCGAUCAGCAGCUCCUCCAUGCCUGCCGCCGCGCAAUUGCCCACCGAUCCGAUCGCCAGAAUUCAGAAUUUGGUCGCGGUGUCUAGGGCUUCGUCGGCGCGUGAAUCCGCCGCCGAUCACGGAGCUCUGAGCUUGAGCAAUUCGAGCAGCAAUCGUCACAGUAAUUAUAGCCAUGUUCAUCCCAGCCGGGAAUUGAAGAUUAACGAUAUAGUUGGGGAUGGGGUUUCGGGGAUUCUGUACAAGUGGGUGAAUUACGGGAGGGGGUGGCGGCCGCGGUGGUUCGUGUUGCAGGAUGGAGUGCUGAGUUAUUAUAAGAUCCAUGGGCCGGAUAAGAUUGUGGUGAAUCAGGAGACGGAGAGGGGAUCGCGGGUGAUUGGGGAGGAAUCGAUGCGGCGGGUUAUGAGCCAGAAUCAGCAUCAUCGGAAUGGAGCCGCUGCUUCGCCGGAGAAGAGCCGGAUUCCAUUUGGUGAAGUUCAUUUAAAGGUCUCGUCAGUUCGGGAGAGCCGAUCAGAUGAUAGGAGAUUCUCUAUUUUUACGGGUACGAAGAGGCUCCAUCUAAGGGCUGAGAGCAGAGAGGAUAGAUUGGCGUGGAUGGAGGUGCUGCAGACUAUGAAGGACAUGUUUCCAAGGAUGUCCAACAGUGAGUUAAUGGCCCCCGUGGACAACCUAGCUGUAUCGACGGAAAAGCUGAGACGGAGGUUGUUGGAAGAGGGGGUGAGCGAGGCUGCAAUUCAGGACAGUGAGCAGAUCAUGAAGAAUGAGUUCUCUUCACUGCAGAAUCAGCUGAUGCUCUUGAAACAGAAGCAUUGGUUUCUCAUGGACACAUUGCGGCAGUUAGAGACAGAAAAAGUGGAUCUGGAGAAUACAGUUGUCGAUGAGAGUCAGAGACAGUUAAAUGAAGUUGAAGCGUCCUCUAGAUCAAGGCAAGAUAAGUAUAGUGAAACUGCCAGUGAGUCUGAAUAUGAAAAUGAAAGAGCCGGUGCAGCUGACGAAGACACAGAUGAAGAAGAUAAUACUUUCUUUGAUACCAAAGAUUUUCUUUCUUCUAGCUCUUUUAAGAGUAACGGGUCUGACUUUAGGACAUCAUCAUUUUCAUCCGAUGAUGAUCUUAAUACUUUUGAAUCUGAGGAUGGUAUUGAUCAUGACAUUAAAUCUGCCGGAAGAAACUUUCCACAUAUUAAGCGUAGGAAAAAAUUGCCUGAUCCUGCCGAGAAGGAGAAAGGAGUGAGUUUAUGGUCAAUGAUCAAAGACAACAUCGGGAAGGAUCUUACGAAAGUUUGUCUCCCUGUCUACUUCAAUGAACCUCUCUCUUCUCUGCAGAAAUGUUUUGAAGAUGUAGAAUAUUCAUAUCUUCUUGAUCGAGCUUAUGAAUGGGGAAGGAAGGGCAACAGCCUUAUGAGGAUUCUAAAUGUAGCUGCAUUUGCAGUAUCUGGCUAUGCUUCUACAGAAGGAAGAAAUUGUAAACCUUUUAAUCCACUGUUGGGAGAGACAUACGAGGCUGAUUAUCCAGAUAAAGGCGUACGAUUUUUCUCAGAGAAGGUGAGUCAUCACCCCACGAUUGUAGCAUGUCAUUGUGAUGGGACAGGCUGGAAAUUUUAUGGAGAUAGUAAUCUGAAAAGCAAAUUCUGGGGUCGGUCCAUUCAGCUCGAUCCUGUGGGCAUUCUGACUGUUGAAUUUGAUGAUGGUGAAGUAUUUCAAUGGAGUAAGGUAACAACAUCUAUAUAUAAUCUCAUUUUGGGAAAACUAUAUUGUGAUCACUAUGGUACUAUGCGGAUACAAGGAAACCACAACUACUCUUGUAAGCUGAAAUUUAAGGAGCAGUCCAUCAUAGACCGGAAUCCUCAUCAGGUGCAGGGAGUUGUUCAAGAUAAGAGUGGAAAGACGCUAGCAACAUUGUUUGGGAAAUGGGAUGAGAGCAUGCACUAUGUUGAUGGAGAUCUCUCCAAAGGAAAAGGUCACGAAUCUCUGUCUAAAGCUCGAUUACUAUGGAAACGCAGCAAGCCUCCAGAGUUCCCGACACGCUACAACCUGACUCGCUUUGCCAUCACGAUGAAUGAGCUUACUCCAGGAUUAAAGGAGAAGCUACCCCCAACAGAUUCAAGAUUGAGACCUGACCAGAGGCACUUGGAAAAUGGGGAGUACGAAAAGGCCAAUGUUGAAAAAUUGCGGCUAGAACAACAACAACGGCAGGCAAGGUCGAUGCAAGAGAAAGGGUGGAAGCCACGUUGGUUUGUGAAAGACAGGGGAUCGGAGACGUACCGUUACAUUGGUGGAUACUGGGAAGCUAGGGAACAGGGCAACUGGGAAGGAUGCCACGAUGUUUUUGGUAAUACACAUUCUAAUCAUACUAUAGUCUGACUUAGAGGGGAAAUUGGUUCAUAAUUUGUUUUGUUGUUGGUAGUUGUUUAGGAAAAUAUUGGAAAAUCGGAUAAGGAUUGUCUGUACGAGUUGCAAAUAUAUAUAUGAAUACAAAUAUAUAUAAGUGUGUGUAUUUUCCAUAUAAACUGUAAUGUAGAUGAAGCAACGAAGUUGUUUCAACCAUAGAGACACUCUUAUUUAUUGCCUAUUCAUUGGGGUAUUAUUUGUUCAUAUACUAAAUUUAACACUUUUUUA